AUGAAACCCAAUUUCAUCUCUUUUCUCCUCUUUUCCUUCUGCCUAUUUGCCUACGUGGCUCAAGCCGAAGACGUUCCCUCUCCUGGAGAUUCAGCAGCUCCUGUAGAUGCUUCUCAGUCUUCUUCCAACUCAUCUGCUCUUCUGAAUACCUUUGAGAAUCCAACGAAUUUUUCUCAAAAAUCGCCGCCACCUCUCCAAGCAGACCAAGUAUCUUCUGAUGGUGGAGACGUGAUUGCUCAUGACGUCAACGGAGAAGCCAUUCCGCCAGCUAUGAGGGCUAUUUCGAAAGCAUCGGCAGCGGAACCAUCAUUGGGUCUUCAUGGAAUCACAGAGCAACAAUUGAACUUGAGAUACUAUAAUUUCAUCUGCUCGUCACACUUCCAUUUGGAUUGUAAGCUCACAGAAACUCUCCAAAUUUGUAUGAAAGAUAGAUAUGUUGCCGUUCUCGGACUUCCACUCGCUUUCGAUUCUGGAUCAACGGACUUGGUUUAUUUGACGAAAUGGAUGAGACAAUGUGAUCAAAACGAUCAGGAUCAGAACCAAGAAGCGAUGAGAAUCAUUAGAAAACGAAUUCAUUUCCAAAACGAGAACAACUGGGAAGGCGUCUUCAAGUCGGCUGGAAUGGUAUCUAUGACCACUGGAGUUCUCGUCUUGGCUCUCAAAUAUAUGUUGUUCUGA
Messenger RNA from Caenorhabditis remanei, 678 nucleotides. RefSeq lists its product as uncharacterized. NCBI's taxonomy places the organism in Eukaryota, Metazoa, Nematoda, Chromadorea, Rhabditida, Rhabditidae. The transcript is spliced from 3 exons. The record is from RefSeq and is a predicted model, not a curated record. The coding region runs from base 1 to 678 and encodes 225 amino acids.